This is a messenger RNA of Musca vetustissima, 936 nucleotides long. It is a transcript of the gene sNPF, whose product is annotated as short neuropeptide F. Bases 25 to 930 code for a protein of 301 amino acids. The record is from RefSeq and is a predicted model, not a curated record. The transcript is spliced from 4 exons. Lineage: Eukaryota; Metazoa; Arthropoda; Insecta; Diptera; Muscidae.
UACAGAUCAAUACCACUCGUCAAGAUGCAUUUCCAAAAUCAAAUGUUGUAUAAACUCACCUUUGGUACAUUUUUAAUGCUAUUGGCCCACAGUGCAACGGCCACAGAUAUGCUAAGGGAUGGUGGAGAUUCCCUGAAUUCGUUGUAUGACAAUCUGUUACAACGUGAAUACAUCGGGCCCAUUGCCUUUCCCAACCAUCAGGUGGAACGUAAGGCUCAACGAUCGCCAUCACUGAGGUUAAGGUUUGGUCGGCGCAGUGACCCCGAAAUGUUAACUCAACUACCCGAAAAACGUUGGUUCGGUGAUGUCAACCAGAAACCGAUACGAUCUCCCUCGUUGCGUUUACGAUUUGGUAGACGCAGUGAUCCCAACAUGCCCAUCCACAGCCCCUUUGAUUUGUUGAUGAAUGCCCGUCAGAAUGUUGAUGCCAGCAGCUCGGCCAACACCAAUGAUGACUACAAUGAUAUUUUCGAUAAUUACUAUGAACGUGUUGUUCGCAAACCCCAACGUUUGAGGUUCGGACGUAGUCUACCCUAUCAAAGUGAUUUGACUUCUGCUGCUGCUGCCGAUAAUUUUGAAAAUAACGAUGACUCAAAUCUAUCGAAUACCGGCGAUGAUGAUUUCUAUAAUUCUCUGUUGCAUUCACAGAAAUUGAGAAAUUUACUAUUGACUCUGAGGCAAUUCCAGGAAGCUAAUUCACCCGCUAACAAUGACGAAUCCACAUCGAUGGAAAAUGAUAUGGAUGAAUUUGAACGGGCCAUUCGCAAGCCAGCACCAUUGCGUUUACGCUGGGGUCGCAGUACCGGUGGUCGUAGCACACAAAUGAUGAAUGAGGAUAAAACCAAAAUGGAAUUGGAUGAAAAGAAAAAAAUUUCACCAAUUUCCAACAACGUGGAGAAGACCGAAACCCAACAACAAAACAAAGACUAAAUUCAU